AUGGAAGGAGGCAAUGGGAACGAUGAUAUACAGUGCACAAUUGCAGAGGAGAAGACUCAGAAUUUUAUGUCACAAUGGUCUGAAAUUUCAGAAAAAUAUAACAAAAGUUUGAUUGAGAUUGAUGAAAAAUAUAAACAGAAAGAGAAAGAGACACAGAGAAUUCUCAAAGAAAAACUACAACAACUCUCUGAAAAAUAUGCAAUUUUACAAAAGAGCAGGCAGGAGAUGUUUUUGAAAAAGAGGAGGCAGGAGAUGUUUCUUGUUGACACAACUCAAGAGAAAGACGAAGAGGAGAAAACAGAAAGUGAAAAACCAAAGCCACAAUCUCUGGACUUUGACAACGAAAAAAAUGGGCUUAUUACUCUUCCGACGCCGUCACCGCCAUCGUCAACACCAAUGCCGCCGCAGAAACCACCGCAAGUCACAACAACUUUGACUGCGUCCCAGCCUACAAAAUCACCAGAAACAUUCUCUACUCCACCUGCGGUGUUGUCUCCACCGCAGAAACCACUGGAUCAACGUUUACACUCACCAUUGCAGCCACCGGAAAAUGACUCUUCUCUAAUUCCGUCGUCACCGCCGCCGCCGAAACCACCGGAUUUGUUCAUAUCUCAGUCUCCACCUUCAACUCCGCCGCUACCGCCUUUGCUAAAGCCACCUGACGGAGUUCUGACUCUAUCCCCACCGCCGCAACAGCCGGAAAAGGUUUUAUUUUUUCUCCCGGCAUCGCUGCGUCGACCGCCGGAACCGCCGCAUCUACAUUCGACGCCGGAAUCCAUUUUACCUCUACCUCCUACGCCACCGGACCUAAUAUCAUCGUCAGACAAAGUUUUAGUUCUACCACCGUUGCCACGAAGCCACCGAAUCUUACAUCUCCGUCGUUGA
Molecule: messenger RNA, 885 nt
Organism: Trifolium pratense (red clover)
Lineage: Eukaryota; Viridiplantae; Streptophyta; Magnoliopsida; Fabales; Fabaceae
Product: extensin-like
Exons: 2
Coding region: 1-885 (294 amino acids)
Source: RefSeq, a predicted model, not a curated record